AUCUGAUUAGUCAAAUCAAGGUCAUUUGACUUUGGUGUCUAUUGUUUACUGUUACCGGGGUUAUUUUCCAAUAGGAUUUGCUUUGAGUAUUUCAAAAUCUAUAAAGUAACUGAACUAAUACUAAGGUUGAAGUGGAAGUCAACAACUUGGUAUUCUGAGUUGUGUAUUGUUGUGCGCGCUCAUUCUAAAUAAUGGCGCUCAUAGGUCCGAAGCUUUCAGUUGUAUUGCUCCUUCUUAGUGUAUGGGGCAUACUCAUGCUUCUUCUUAUAGGUGUUUUUGCUCGUGUAAAUGCAGUUGCCUUCUCUGAAGAUAUACCAUUGAAUGAAACAGCUUGGGCAGCUAGUGGAUAUGCUCCAUUGCAUGUUGAAGAAGCCUAUGUCCUAGUGUCGAAUAACUGUUUUAUAGCCGCUGGUAUAUACGUUGUCCUACUUGUAUUCUCUGGGGUUCAAUAUUAUUUCAACAAACGUGCCAAUUAUUUGGUUCAUUGAAAAAUAUCUCACACUACUAUUCUUAUUCAACACCCCUAUAUAUGCAUAAUAUUUGUCUUUUUCUCCUCUUCUUUUGUUGUUGAUCUGUGUUUCUUUUUUUUUUUUUUACUAACUUUAAUGAAUCAGAAUGACAUUACUACUGCUAUUAACUAACUAGCCAGCCUAACCAAUUAACUCCUUGGUGGGUGGAGGGGAGAGGAACUAUUAUGUGAUUUUUAAUUCAACAUUUAUAGAGUGAUAAAUUUAAAACAUCAUUUUAUUGUACUAUCUCCUCUAUCACACACACACACACAAUAUUUUAGUAUAUUUAUUGACAAAGUGUGUGUGUGUGAAACACACAAAGCUCCUGUUAACUAAUUAAUUAAUUAAGACAAAGCGAAUGUGAUUUAGUGUGUGUGAGUGCCACCUGCACAAUUGACUUUCAUAAAAAUACAAAAAUUUGCACAAUCCUUGUCUUUUUGCUCGCUCGCUGUCUUGAUGCUGCAGGAUUGGACUUCACCGACCCCUAGAUUAGAAAUAGGAAGUGAAGUGGUAGAGCACGUUGACCGCUUCAAUUACUUGGGAAGUACCAUCAGCCCCAACGGGUUGAUCUCAGACGAAAUUUCAGCACGAAUACAGAGGGCUAGGUUCGCAUACGCCAGUUUUCGCCGUCUCUGGUGUAGACGCGAUAUCCGACUAUCGACCAAAGGGCGUGUGUACUGCUCAACAGUCCGCUCCGUCCUCCUUUAUGGCUGUGAGACCUGGCCAUUG
Messenger RNA from Trichobilharzia szidati, 1238 nucleotides. Lineage: Eukaryota; Metazoa; Platyhelminthes; Trematoda; Strigeidida; Schistosomatidae. The record is from the annotation of a GenBank genome assembly.